This is a messenger RNA of Cladophialophora yegresii CBS 114405, 4032 nucleotides long. RefSeq lists its product as uncharacterized. Gene Ontology annotation, biological process: nuclear division. The transcript has 2 exons. Bases 1 to 4032 code for a protein of 1343 amino acids. The record is from RefSeq and is a predicted model, not a curated record. Gene Ontology annotation, molecular function: mRNA binding. Lineage: Eukaryota; Fungi; Ascomycota; Eurotiomycetes; Chaetothyriales; Herpotrichiellaceae. Gene Ontology annotation, cellular component: nucleus; cytoplasm.
AUGGCGACAGCUUCUGUCGACGCUGUUACCGAUGGCGGCUCCAGCACCACCAAGACUCCCGCCCAGCUGAUGCAAGAACAGCACGAGGCUGCCGAAGCACACCGCCGCAGCGUGACGGUUGAAGAUGUCCCUGAUGAAGACGACAUCCAACACCCUCCUCCGCCCCACCACCAUGUCGAAGAGACGGAUGCUUCCAAAACUGAGGGCAGUGGCAGUGUUCCACUGUCCGAGAAGGCGGCAGGCAAGCAGAAGGCGUCCGACAAACCCCCUGUCCUCGACACACAGUCCGAGGAGGCUUUCCCAGCUCUGGGAGCUGCCACGAAAUCCGCUGCGGCUACCUCUGCGCGCCCCAUCUCGUAUGCCAAUCUCUCGGCAAAGGGUGCGGGUGCCAAUGGCUCCCCUGCCUUGGGAUCUCGUCCAACCUCCUCCGGUGCUCCCACCCCGACCUCGACCCCUGGCGCUCGGACCCCCGUCCCCAACCCUGCGGCUCGUGCCGGCGUCCUGCUGCCCGGAAGAGCUCGAGAUUCAUUCGAGAUCGACAACGCUGAUCUUGACAAGACCAAGUCCCUCCCACGAGUCUUUGCCGACGUCAAGAAGAAGUUCAACGUCACCGUCGCUACAAAAUCGGCUAACUUCGGCAGAGGGACCGAAUUCAUCGCUGAAGGUCCCAAGAACCGAGUCACGGAAGCUUUGAUGUAUGUUUCAAAGGAACUCACCCUGGAGAAACAAGUCAGGUUGGAGAUCCCGUCUACCGUUUCAGCUCAGGUCAUCGGACGAGGUGGCGCAAACAUCAAGAAACUCGAGACCCAGUUCAAUGUCCGCAUCCGGAUUGAUCGCGACACAAAGCCGGUUGCUAACCCAGACGACGUCAAGACCGAUGUGGUGGAGAUCCGGGGCAAUGCUGCCCAGGUCCGUCAAGUCUAUGAGCAAAUCUCCAACCAGGUCAAGUCGCUACAGCCGAAGGUCGACCUCCCUGUUCGCGGGAUUCCACCCGAGUUCUAUCCCUUCAUCGCUGGACGCCACGCCGAUCGCUUGCAACAGAUGGAACGUGAGCGCGACCUGCGCAUAAACGUGCCCCGAUAUCACACCUGGCAUCAGCAACCUCCGCCGCGACCCGCCCAGGCUGGUCAGAGACCCGUCUUCGUCCCCCAUGGAGACGACCACAUUGUCGUUUCCGGUGAUCAAGCUGCGGCAUUGGAGGCGCGUCUGAUGAUCGAGCAACUAGCUGGAGAGUUGCAGAAGGAGCUGCUGCUUGAAGAACUGGUCGGCGAGCAGAUCUUGCACCCAUACAUCGUUGGUGAGCGUGGAAUGGAUCCACUUCAAUUCUUGGAGCAGACUGGGUGCGCCGUGGUUUUACCCCCAUCUCAUCAUGAGACCGAGGACUAUCACAUCAUCGGCCCCAGAGAUCGGCUCGAAGCUGGUCGGAACCUUGCUGAACAAUUGAUGUCUCAGAAGUACAACCGUGCCGUUGACCUGCAGAAGCACUUUCAUGAUGCCCCUCAAGGCCCUGAACGCCACUCGAGGGCCCUUGCCCAGUAUCUGCAACAGAAAGCCAUCGAGCGAGAGUUCAUGAACUCACAUGGCGCCGAGAUCAUCUUCCCCCAAGGGAACAACGCAUCUUCCAGCUGGAAUGUCAUUACCAACGACCAGAAGAAUGCGACCAGCGCAGGCAAUGAGCUCCGGAAGAUCGCUCAAGCCUUUCCCUCUUCCAGAAUCGGGCUUGUGGAAGUUGACCCCUUCUUCCAUCCUCAUCUAGAACGGAUGCACUCGUCGAAUUUGAGGGAAAAUCUCGGUGUCCAUUUGAUUGUGCCCGAGGAUGGCUCCGAGCCUGUUAUACUCGUCUACGAAGGCCCUUCGCAGGAUGAAAACUUUUCUAUUCCUCGGACCAAGCCCAGCCAGGACGACGUUGCCACGUUCGAGAAGGCCCUCCAAGAGGCACAAGCCGCACUCCUCAGCAAUAUUCCUCACCAAGGCAUUUCUGUCCAGGACAUUCAUGUCCCCAAGAAGUUCCAGGACAAAGUUAAGCGAUUCGUCAACAACGAGCCGAAACCAGCUCCCCCACAGUCUUUCCCGGUGCAAGUUGAUUUCGGCGCCAGAGGUGGUGCCCGACAAUCGAACGGCGUCUCGCGUGGCUCACCUUCGGAAAGAGUCUACCUCAGGGGUCCGAGCGAGGCAGAUAUUGCGGAGUUGCGGCGGAAGAUUGAAGAGUUCUUGCAAGAAGCGGAGCAGGAUGAGAAGGAACGUGGAUACACCACCAGCUUUGCAUUCCCUGCGCAGUACAACAAGAACCUCAUUGGAAAGCAAGGAACAAACAUCAAGGCUCUACGCGAAAAGCACGAUGUCGAGAUUGACACCCGUGAGGAUGGCAAAAUCACCAUUAAAGGACCACAAAAGAAGGCGGAGGCAUGCAAAGCCGAGAUUCAACGACUGGGCAAGCAAUGGGAGGACGAAGUCAACUUUGCAAUCAAGAUUGACCCCAAGUACCAUGGCAUGCUCGUGGGCAGGAGCGGGGAGAACCUGCAGAAGAUCCAGAACAAGGUCGACAACGCCGUGCGGAUUGAUUUCCCGAAGGCGGCAAAAAUCAGUGAUGACGCCUCCGUCGCUGACAACGCCAGCGAGGUUGGUGCGAGCCGAGGCCAGCCUCAUGACGAGGUUAGAAUCAGAGGCCCGCGAGCAAAGGCCGAGAAGGUCCGCGAUGAACUGCUAAGUCUCCACCAAUACCUCGUGGACAACUCUCACACCGCGAAUGUGUCGGUGGCGCAAGGCCAAAUCGCUUCCCUGAUUGGCAGACGCGGUCAGGAAAUGGAGAAGCUUCGAGCUGAUACCGGUGCUCAGAUUGACAUUCCAAAAGCUGACGGCUCUGAUCGUGUGACGAUUCAGAUCAAGGGUACUAAGCAGCAAGUCGAGAAGGCCCGACAAGAACUACAGAAGCGAUCGAAGGCGUUUGAUGACGUUGUCACGCGUGUUUUGAAGGUCGACAGAAAGCACCACCGUGCUUUGAUCGGGUCUGGCGGUGCCAACAUCCAAAGCAUUGUCUCGAACGCUGGUGGUACCGGUACCAGUGCUGAACACGUUCGGUUCCCUCGUCAAGGCGAAGAGUCUGAUGACCUUACCAUCAAAGGUACUGCUGAUGUGGUUGAAAAGAUUCUGGCUGCCAUCCAGAGCUUCGUGGACGAGAGAGAAAAACAGAUCACCGAGACCGUUGACGUCCCGGUUAGCCAGCACCGUGAGCUAAUCGGACCCAAUGGCAGCACACGCAAGAAGCUGGAAGAACAAUUCGGCGUGACCCUCAAUGUCCCGCGUCAAGGAAGUGGUCAGACUGGUGUGAAGAUUGCUGGUCGCGCAGAGAAUGUCGCAAAGGCCAAGGAGCACAUUCAGGGAUUGACCUCGAAGCCCACAGGCGAGACGAUCAUGAUCCCGCGCGCCUUGCACCACACCAUUUCUCGUAACGGCGCCCUCUUCCGGGAGCUGGCACGGGACGGCAUCCGCGUUGAUCACAACGGACAGAAGCCACCUCCCAAACCUGCGACAAACCGUGGCCCAAGGGCACGGACGACCAAUGGCGAUAUGCCACUCAUUACUGAUCAACCCGGCGACGAGCAGUCGUACUCGUGGGAAAUUGUCUCUAACCAAGACGAGUUGAAGAACGAUGCAGGCAAGAUUCCUUGGGUCAUCCUCGCCGGGAAAGAUGCUUCAGACGACGCCGUUGCCAAGACCAAAGAGAAGAUCCAGUCGAUGCUCGAGAAAGCUUCUGAGCCCCAACACACGGGCUACCUCAUUCUCCCCGAUCCCCGACUACACCGGCACAUCAUCGGACAGGGUGGUUCUACCAUCAACUCCAUCCGUCGACAGUCAGGGUGCGACAUCCAAGUUCCCAACCGAAACUCUGGCAAGGGCGAGGAAGGAGAGGCCAUUACCAUCGUCGGCGAGAGAGAAGGCGUCGAGUCAGCUCGUGACCUGAUUUUGGACGCCAUCAAGAAUGCUAAUUCGGGUCGGGACUCUCCAAGAGGAGGUGCCGGUGGUCGUGCUUAG